Messenger RNA from Lingula anatina, 1483 nucleotides. Its product is annotated as tetraspanin-9-like. NCBI's taxonomy places the organism in Eukaryota, Metazoa, Brachiopoda, Lingulata, Lingulida, Lingulidae. Gene Ontology annotation, cellular component: plasma membrane. The record is from RefSeq and is a predicted model, not a curated record.
AUGCUUAUUUUCAAUCGUAUUAUAUACAGUGUAAUAACGCUAUCAUAUCAUAAAAGUACUCGUACGUCACAGAUUGUNGCCGGACUCCUUGCUGCCGCUCUGUUUGUGUUGUUUGGUGGUGAUACGUUAAGCUCUACAUUAGCACCUUUACUGAACCCUAUAGGCGCAGACUCGCUCCCUAUAGGCGAGAUUCUUAAGUCGGGGGCGUACGUCCUCAUUGGCGUGGGGGCGCUGGUUCUGAUCCUGGGUUUUCUGGGUUGUUGCGGGGCCAUCUGUAAGUCCGUCUGCAUGAUAGACUUUUAUGCAGGCAUCGUGGCGCUGUUGCUGAUUGUGGAAAUUGUGUUAGUUGUGCUUUUCUUCGUCAUAGAAGACAAGGUCGAUCAGCAGUUAAAAGACUGGCUCAAUGUAACCCUGGUGAAUAAUUUCCAAGGUCUUCCCAUCCCCAUAAGCACCGACAAUAUCGACGCAUUGUCCCUCGGAUGGAGCUUUUUACAAAUCUCGUUUAAUUGCUGCGGGAUCAACAAUUACACAGACCUACAUUACGCAACACAAUGGAACCGCAACGUUUCAGAUAACUUCACUCUACAACUGAACUAUCUUCUGAACACCCCCAACGCGACGCAGCGCCUGGAGCUGGCGCCCUCUUGCUGCAAGAUGAACGGGCAAUUCCCUGACGUCACACCCGUCGACAUCUCGUGUCUCGUUAAUCCGAACACAACUAAUGCCAACAUAGAAAAGGGUUGUUACCAGGCACUGAAAGAUGCCCUUCUGUCCAAUAGUGAACUUCUUAUGGGGGUCGGCAUAGCCGUGGGUGCAGUGGAGUUGGGCGUGGUCGUGUUGUCUUGCUUCCUCUGUUCGGCAUUCAACAACGAGAAAAAGAUAAGACCGGCCGAACCGACAAAACCGGCCGAAACGACACAACCGGCCAAACCGCCUCCACCAGCGGAACCCGCAGCGAAGACCUCGAGCUGACGAGACAGUGAUUUCUGUACGCACACGAUGACAACGUAUUCACAUUAUUAAGCAUAUCCAAUAAAAAUUGGCUUAUGAAUUCUUUAAGCCAAAUACGUAGGCGUCUCCAGUAUGGCGGAGUAACGCGACUUACACUCUUGCUAAAAAUGAUGGAAUGUUCCAACAGAAUAUUACAUUUGUGAUUUCAAUAAGUUUUAAACUUGUAUGCCAACAAAUUAUUAUUCUACCAACUCAUUAGUGUUUUAUUGUAAUUUGAUGUUUUAUUAUUAGUCUUUUAUGGUAUUUCUUGUUUUAGUACGCGAAGGAUAGCACUUGUUAAACAUUAAUGAAAACCAGAGUUGGUCAAAGGACUGUAAUAUACAGUCAAAGUGUAUCGCUUUUGUAUAAUUGCUGCAGCUUUUAUAUUGUAACGGUGAUCUCCCUGCAACAGAAGUUGCAAGAAACGUGGCAUUGUACCGCGCUCGAUUUCUAAAUCUAUUUUAUUUGACUGUGAUCAUAUGUUUCUUAUUUU